Homalodisca vitripennis (glassy-winged sharpshooter) is the source of this 594-nucleotide messenger RNA. RefSeq names its product CCA tRNA nucleotidyltransferase, mitochondrial-like. The transcript is spliced from 2 exons. Gene Ontology annotation, biological process: tRNA 3'-terminal CCA addition. Bases 1 to 594 code for a protein of 197 amino acids. The record is from RefSeq and is a predicted model, not a curated record. Gene Ontology annotation, molecular function: ATP:3'-cytidine-cytidine-tRNA adenylyltransferase activity; RNA binding. Lineage: Eukaryota; Metazoa; Arthropoda; Insecta; Hemiptera; Cicadellidae.
AUGGGUGCGGGACAAGAUUAUGGCAUGCCCUCCCAUGAUAUAGAUGUCACGCUGGACAACAUGUCUGGGUACGCCUUCGCGCUUGGCCUUCUAAGACGCUUGGCGAAAAUGCUGCGGAACAGCCUGGCAGCCGCUCUUCCCCGCCCUCAUCCACAAAAUCCAGACUCCCGGAUUCCCACAAUCAAGCCUGGCACUCCCGCUGGAGAUGCCCUGCGCCGGGACAUCACCGUCAAUGCUCUUUUCUACAAUCUUCACAGCGGCGAGAUUGAAGACUACACGGGGGCUGGGCUGAGGGACAUCAGGGACAGGAUCAUCCAGGACGCCUCUGGACCCCAGAUCACCCUCCAGGAAGACCCUCUCCGUAUUAUGCGGAUUUUUCGGUUCAAGGCCAAACUAGGCUUCGAUAUUGAUCACUCAAUAUAUGAAGCGCUGGCAGCGCCCGAGAUCGAGUCCGGGCUGCGCUGCAAAGUGGCCAGCGAGAGGAUAGAAAUGGAGCUGUUUAAGAUGCUGGGCUAUGAAAACGGAUACGUGGGAUGGCGGAGAUUGUCAAGACGGGCUAUGUCCGGACGGUCUUCACCCCGGAGGCCGACGUAG